This is a messenger RNA of Mesocricetus auratus (golden hamster), 1142 nucleotides long. RefSeq names its product troponin C1, slow skeletal and cardiac type (gene Tnnc1). Gene Ontology annotation, cellular component: myosin II complex. Bases 221 to 958 code for a protein of 245 amino acids. Lineage: Eukaryota; Metazoa; Chordata; Mammalia; Rodentia; Cricetidae. The transcript is spliced from 6 exons. Gene Ontology annotation, molecular function: calcium ion binding. The record is from RefSeq and is a predicted model, not a curated record.
UUAGACCCGCUGUAGUAGCUUCUGGGGAGUUGCGGUGGUUGGCUCUCACACCGCGCUGGGCCCUCAGGGACUCAGUCCUCCCAUCGCGAGGGUCUCGCCGCGCGGCAGCUAGGCUGUAGGCCCCGCGUGCAGCCAGGGAAGGAUGGAGGAGAUGAGAGCCGGACUUGGAGGCGGGGCAAGGGACCCAGAGUGACUCCCAUGUUUGUUGUCGCCUGGAGUGAUGGGGGAGUUGAGCGGGGUGACUGUGCGCGGCUCCGCACAUGCCCCCCCUCCCGCUCUGUGUGUGUGUGUGUGUGUCUGCAAACUGAUGUGUUCAGGGCGUGAAGCAGACACGCAGGUCGGGGCAAGGGAUAACGGUCUGCUUCCCCAAAUGACAUCCUGCACGAGCUCAAAUGGUCAAACGGAGGGGGACCACAGGCUGGACCCUCCCUCCCGCCCCGAACACAAAAGCGUGGGAAGCAUCAUUAGCCCUGGGAGCGACCUAGCUGGAGAAGAGGUAGAACAGUUGACAGAAGAGCAGAAGAAUGAGUUCAAGGCUGCCUUUGACAUCUUUGUCCUGGGUGCGGAGGAUGGCUGCAUCAGCACCAAGGAGCUGGGCAAGGUGAUGAGGAUGCUGGGCCAGAACCCCACGCCGGAGGAGCUGCAGGAGAUGAUUGAUGAGGUGGACGAAGAUGGCAGUGGCACCGUGGACUUCGAUGAGUUCCUCGUCAUGAUGGUUCGGUGCAUGAAGGAUGACAGCAAAGGGAAGUCUGAGGAGGAGCUGUCGGACCUCUUUCGAAUGUUUGACAAAAACGCUGACGGUUACAUUGACUUGGAUGAACUGAAGAUGAUGCUGCAGGCUACAGGCGAGACCAUUACAGAGGACGACAUUGAAGAGCUCAUGAAGGACGGCGACAAAAACAACGACGGCCGAAUCGACUACGAUGAGUUCCUGGAAUUCAUGAAGGGUGUGGAGUAGACACUGACUCUGCACAGAGCUGCCCACGCCUGUCCUCCCACUCCAGACAGACCCUGUGGUGUGGGAGCAACUAGGUUCUCUAGACUCUGAACCUGGCUGUGUCCUUAAACCUUGCCCCCCCCUUCUCUCUCCCCAUUCCUGUCCCUGGGGUGGAGGGAGAGCAAAUAAAUCCUUACUCCCCAGA